UGCCGUGUGCACGGGGAUAUUUCGAGCGCGGGCGGCGGCGGCGUCACCCAAGAAAAUGUGGUGCAGCGCUCACUUCGUCCUCAAUCGUAAUAAGGCGAGGAGUCGAGAGGCAGUGUCCACCAGAGGAGGAGAGAGCAGCUCCCGGCCCGUGUAGCCCGUGUGAAGGACAGUCGCCACAGCCAUGCCAUUCAAGGCACCACCCACUCCCAAGUGCCCAAAAUGCGGCAAGUCAGUGUACCACGCCGAGGCCCGGGUGGUGGGCGACAUCUCCUUCCACAAGGAAUGCUACAAGUGCAGCAUGUGCAAUAAGAUGCUGGACUCCACCAACAGCAACUGCCACGAGAAUGUGCUGUACUGCAAGACGUGCCACGGCCGCAAGUUUGGCCCCAAGGGCUAUGGCUUCGGCGGUGGCGCUGCCGGGCUCAGCAUGGACACCGGCUCUCAAUUCGAAGACUACGGGAGGGACGACUACGUGAAACCGUACAAGGCCCCGAAGGCCCAGCCAGGGGAAGGUUGUCCUCGCUGCGGGGGCAAGGUGUACGCCGCCGAGGAGAUGCUGGCGAAGGGAAAGGUGUACCAUCGGACCUGCUUCAACUGUAAGUCCUGCCGCAAACCUCUGGACUCCGUGGUGCACUGCGACGGCCCCGACAAGGAUGUGUACUGCAAAGUCUGUUACGGCAAGGCGUUUGGCCCCAAGGGUUACGGGUUUGGCUCGGGCGCGGGAACCCUCACCUGCGGAUACGAGGAUGCCGCUCCUCUGGUCAGGCCCCACGGAAACCCGGACGCGGUGUUGCAAGUCCAUGAGGGUGAGAUUCCAUGCCCUCGGUGCGGCGGCAGGGUCUUCAGUGCCGAGAUGAUGAUGGCCAAGGACAGGCCGUUCCACAAGAAGUGCUUCAAGUGCAGGAAUUGCAAGCGGCCCCUCGACUCCAUGACCCACUGCGACGGCUCUGACGGCGAGGUCUACUGCAAGCUGUGCUACGCCAAGAAGUACGGACCCAAGGGCUACGGCUUCGCUGCUGGCGGUGGCGGCGUCCUCACUGCUGAGAACAUCCCAGGCGGCGAGAUGAUGAGCGGCGUGAACCCCGGCUCUGCUGUGCUAGACGUGAGCAAGAUCAGGGCUGAGGAGGGCCAGGGCUGUCCUCGCUGCGGCGGCAAAGUCUUCAUGGCGGAGGAGAUCAACGCCAGGGGAAGGUCCUUCCACAAGCGGUGCUACAGCUGCUGCCACUGCCACCGCCCGCUGGACUCCAUGACGGGCUGCGACUCCCCCGACGGCGAGGUGUACUGCAAGCUGUGCUACGCCAAGAAGUACGGGCCCAAAGGAUACGGCUUCGCUGCCGGCGGUGGCGGCGUCCUCACAGCGGAGAACAUUGUGGGUGGUGACCAGGUGGUGAGCAGGGGCGACAGGGCCCGGCUAGACGUGGGCAAGAUCAAGGCCUCUGAGGGCACCGGGUGUCCGCGCUGCGGCGGCAAGGUGUUCAUGGCCGAGGAGAUUCACGCUCGUGCCCGCAGCUGGCACAAGAGCUGCUACAACUGCUGCCACUGCCACCGACCCCUCGACUCCAUGGUGGGCUGCGACGCCCCCGACGGCGAGGUCUACUGCAAGCUGUGCUACGCCAAGAAGUACGGACCCAAGGGCUACGGCUUCGCUGCUGGAAGCGGUGGCGUGCUGACCGCUGAGAACAUCCCAGGCGGCGAGGCGCUGAAGGGCAUCAAUCCUUCAUCCGGAGCCAUCGACACAACCUCCAUCCCCGCCGCCCCGGGUGAGGGCUGCCCACGCUGCGGCGGAAAAGUCUUCUCCGCCGAGGAGAUGCUCUCCAAGAACAAGAGGUGGCACAAGCGGUGCUACAGCUGCCGCGAGUGCUUCCGGCCCCUCGACUCUAUGGUGCUGUGCGACGCCCCCGACGGCGACAUUUACUGCAAGCUGUGCUACGCCAAGAAGUACGGGCCCAAGGGCUACGGCUUUGCCUCUGGCGCUGGCGGCGUGCUGACCGCUGAGAACAUCUUGAGCGACGAAGACUUGGAGUCGAUGACGAAGCUCGGCGUGAAGAAUGCUGCCUUCACGGUGCUGGACGUGACCAAGAUCCCCGCCAAGGAGGGCCAGCCCAAGUGCCCGAGGUGCUCCGGCGCCGUGUUCCAGGCAGAGUCCAUGCCUUGCAGAGCACGCGAGUGGCACAAGGCCUGCUACAACUGCUGCGAGUGCCACCGCCCGCUAGACUCCAUGAGCUCAUGCGACGCCCCUGACGGCGAGAUCUACUGCAAGCUGUGCUACGCCAAGCGCCACGGACCCAAGGGCUACGGCUACGGCCACUCCCCCUGCCUCGUCUCCAUCGGCACAGAGGAUGGCAGCCCCAUGCCUACCGACAUCAGGCAGUUCGGGUUCAGCCCCAGAGGACCCGCUGUCCCAGGUGGCCCCCCCAAGCCCGCACAGCCCAACCCCAACGCCCCGUGGAGGCAGGGCGGCGGCAUCCCAGCGCCCAUGGCCAGCGGCAAGCCCAACCAGGUAGAGCCUAUCGUUAGUCCACCUCAGCCCGUGCCUAUUGGAUCGGUAAUUCCCGUCCCCAGAGGCUUUGAAUCGUCUGCAGGCCACUGGGGGCUGGGCCAGGGCCAGGGACGGGCCGCCAGCAGCCAGCAGGUGACGGGGCUGGUGGCUGAUAUUGAGGCCAGCAGCAGCGAGCAGAUGGUGGUUCAGCAGAUGCACCAGGUGAGUAGCGAGGCUCAGCAUAUGCAGCAGUUGAGUGGAGAGAUGCAGCAAUUGAGUGGUGAGGCUCAACACAUGCAGCAGGUGGCGCUGAGUGGUGAAAUGCAGCAGUUGAGUGGUGAGAUGCAGUUGAGUGGUGAGGCUCAGCAUAUGCAUCAGUUGAGUGGUGAGGCUCAGCAUAUGUAUCAGUUGAGUGGUGAGGCUCAGCAUAUGUAUCAGUUGAGUGGUGAGAUGCAGCAGAUGGCGCUGAGUGGUGAGAUGCAGCAGGUGGCGCUGAGUGGUGAGAUGCAGCAGGUGGCGCUGAGUGGAAGCAGCACUCAGCACAUGUCCACUCAGCUCACCUCCACCCAGCAGCAAUUCAGCAGUAGCAGCAGUGUUCAGCAGACACAGACCCGUAGUUCUGCCAUGACUCACGUGGAGGAGCACCAGCAGGUGACUCAAGUGGUGCAGAGUUGUAGCAGCAGCAGCAACAGGAGCGAGGUGGUCAUUGUGGAGGAGGAGGAGGAGGUGCUCAGGGAGUAAACCCCAGCGACCACCACAGCAAGAAGAGGAGGAAGAGGAAGAAGAGGAUGAGGAUGAAGAGGAGGAGGAAGAAGAGGAGGAGGAGGACGAGGAUGAGGAGGAAGAGGAGGAGGAAGAGGAGGAGUAAGAUCAGCAGUAGACCAGAGCGGCGGGAAAGCACAGCGGCCUCGCAGUGGAGGUCGACGACGCCCGCCAAGGUUGUGGCCGACAGCCAGCGUCGCCACGGCCAGCCCGCCGCUGCCGACCCGCCCCGCCGCGGGGUGGGGGAGAUGGCUCCCAGCCUAGCACCAUCGGUUAUCCCAAUUGAAGGUUAGCGUCCCAAGGCGCAGCCGGUCAGUCCCGCCUUGUUACGAGCCGACGACCGACUCGUUAUCAUUGGAAGUGAGUCUCAUGCUUGUGUCCCUCGACAAGACCAAGGACGACAGGAAAACGUCGAACGAACGAACGACGCCGUGCCCGGGACCCCCGACGACCCGCGGCGGGCCUCACCGUGUGCUGGUUCACUGCUGACCUGCGGCCCGCUUCGCCCAGGGGCCCUGGGUCACCCCACGCCGCGCGCCGCCGCUCCUCGCUCACGCUAUGCCACCACGCCCGCGUUCGUGCCGCCCGUUGCUGCUGUCACGCAAUACCGGCAACACGGCGGCGCCCACGCCUGGGAGGCCACUCUCGGCGGAAGCAGAUGGGCGUCUCAUUGACGGUGGCGUAGCCGUGUGCGUAUGUGUAGUCUUUUGCUCGUUUACGCUUGUGUGUGUGUGUGUGUGUGUGUGUGUGUGUGUGUGUCCGGCGUGGAGCAGCACUGUGCGCGCGGCGCGGGCAUCGACAUGGCGGGCGAUGUGGUCUUGGGUGUGGAUGACGACGGUGAUGCUCGCAUUGUCACGCGUUACUAUUGUUGCCUCUGAUCAGGUGAGCGAGUCAUAGUUUAGGCCGCGCCGCCGGCAGGGGACGCCACACCAGCCCCGCCGCCGACACUUUUAUGAGAAAGGAGGACAAAAAAAAUCGUAGGAUCCUUGUUGUAGCAUUCGCCUAAUUUUUCCUUUUGCGUAAUGAAUGAGUUGCGUGGAAUCCAUACCGUGUGUGCCGCCCCUCGAGGCGGCUUAGACUACUGUCAUUAACAAACAGGUCCAAUCCAUUCUAUUUAUACAGUACGUGGCCCUUUGUAGCGUUAAGACGAAGGUCCUCCUGCUCCCACUGACCAAGGGGACAAGCGGUUCGGGAGCAACAGGACCUUCACUCCGCCUCCGGGUUGGCCGCCCUCCUGCACGCGCCUCGCCUCUCCUUCCACGGCCAGGCGGAGUGCAGGAUGCGGCUCGCCCCCCCACGACACCCCCGCCCUACCCCUCCACGAGCCUCGCCUCGUCGCCUAACCUGCUGGAGCUUCCGUCCCUCUUAGCACUGCCUCACAACCAAUCACAGACGUCGGGAGGUGUGAGGACGAGGAGGCGAGCGGCGCAUCCAUCAGGCUACCGUGAGCAGGCUGGGGAGGGAAUGUGGGGGGGGCGGGGGAGGAGGAAGAGGGGGCAAUCUGCUGCAACGUGCCGUCCCCUCCUCCAUCCCCCGCCCUUCCCAGCCUCCUAAAGCCAGGGUGUUGGGGAGUGGGUGCCCCGGAGCGCCCGUCGGUAUAAUCAUUCUUGACUUAGUGUUGUGGAGGUCAACUGGCUGCCUGCUGAGAGGAGCCGAGAUCGUUGUUAUGAGCCGAGUCAGCCGGUGAAGCAGAUCACCACCCUAGUACUGCCAGCACAGGCUUUAUAUAAACGACUCUAUCUCGACAUGUGCAUUUGUUUUCAUUAAAGAUUCAAUGUUCUGA
Molecule: messenger RNA, 5024 nt
Organism: Eriocheir sinensis (Chinese mitten crab)
Lineage: Eukaryota; Metazoa; Arthropoda; Malacostraca; Decapoda; Varunidae
Product: muscle LIM protein Mlp84B-like
Exons: 19
Coding region: 182-3220 (1012 amino acids)
Biological process (GO): sarcomere organization; muscle tissue development
Cellular component (GO): nucleus; cytoplasm; Z disc
Molecular function (GO): structural constituent of muscle; actinin binding
Source: RefSeq, a predicted model, not a curated record